AUGGAUAGUUUAGAUAUUUUCGAGAGCCAGAAGGGCAAAGAAAAGUUGGCAUAUUAUAAGUUUAUGUAUGUUGUACACAAAGAAUGUAUACAUUUUAUAAGGUGGAAAUGCUGCAAAAAAAAUAGCCGCAAAUGUCCAUGCAUUUUAAAAACUUCUCUGGAUAAAAAAAAUUUAAUACAAAAUGAUCAUGAACACAGUCAGCUUUCCUCUCAAAAUGAAAUUGAAGCCGCAAAAAUUAAAAUGAAAAUUAAAACACUGGCAAAAGUAUCAAAAUCUACGCCUGCGCAGUUAUUUUCCGAAGCUAAAGCGGGUCUUUCAGACAAUAUACUUGAAGAACUUCCAAAGGAAAAAUCAAUAAAAUAA
Molecule: messenger RNA, 363 nt
Organism: Macrosiphum euphorbiae (potato aphid)
Lineage: Eukaryota; Metazoa; Arthropoda; Insecta; Hemiptera; Aphididae
Source: the annotation of a GenBank genome assembly